AUGUCCAGUAACUAUGAUGAUGGCGGCAAAUCGGCCACCGAUAUCAUCACUUAUAUUGGCGUGCCCCUAGCCGUUCUUGGCGUUCUGCCCAUUCUCUACAAUACAGUCGCGACUCUGGCCGCCCUGUCCAAGAUCAAGCGCAUGCUGAGAAAAGCAAGACUGCCCGCCUUGACACGAAGUGAUAUAGUCAACAAGGUGAUCGAGGUGGAACUACCGCGCUAUGCCGUUACCCCGUGGGAUCGCUUCAGCGAGAGUUCCGAGUACUGGGAACUCUCGAGGCAGCCGAGCCAGAUCCCGGGCGGCAGCUGGACGACGUUCAAUUGGAAGACCAACACCAUUGGCCUCAAGACGCAGCGUGUCGAAUACGCGGAUCAGCUGCGCCAGCCCCAGGUCGAGGUUGCAUUCGACGAGCUGGUUUCUUACCUGUUGGACCUCGGGGCUAUUCCCGACGCUCAUGGUUGGAAGCUCCUGCGCACGACGGGACUGUGGACGCCGAUGGGUUGUGCCCUGAUGAAGUCACUGGAUGGCCACAAAGCUCUGACCAUUGCGCCACUGGAUGAUUCAGACGGUCACUUGUCGCUGGCAGUGGAAUGGUCUUCAUCAUGGACCACUCGAGAUUCCGGUUCGUUGCCUCCGUACUGGGUACAACUGCCACCGUUUCAGCAACCCAAGAAGCCAGUUAGUGUGAAUCCCGGAGACUCUUCAAGCCAGAACGAUGCAGUGGGGGAAUCCGGCGAAGCGGGCGAGUCAUCACCAGCCAAGAAAGUUACCUCAAAAGAGUCCCUGGACUCGAUUCAGAAACAAUCACAAUCAAACUCCAAGACACCAAUAAGCUGCCAUAUAUCCAUUGACGGGCUAAACGCUGCCCUCAGCCAAGACCUAGAGAUCCUCGCAUCGGACUCUACACCCGAGAGUCUCUACAUUGAGCAUCUGCGCAUUCGCGCCGGCAAGCCAGACGGCAUGUGGUUCGCCAGCGCCGCGACGGCGUACGGGACGACGGGCCAAACCAUGCUCUGGAACUACAAGAUCCCCGAUGAAACCCUGAGCUUUGCCGUGCGGGACACGGUGCCGUGUGGCGUGCUGGUGCUGCUGGACGUGGUCGACGAGGCCGACACGCCGCAGUGGGCCACAAGGUUCAACACGGGCAUGGAGUACCACGAGGCCGUCACGCGGCGCCACCAAGAGCAGAGGCUGGCCAUGGCGGAAGAGAACCGCAUGUCUCACGAGCAGCGCCAGAUCGCUAUUAGUAACCGGAUGCAGAGAGAGAUGCAGCAGCGUAUGAACGACAUGCGCGAUAAAAUGCGCCUCGACGCCCAGCGCCGGGAUCAACGCGAGCUCGAGGCCCUGCAAAGCCCCAAAUGGGACAACAAGCUCGUCGCCGAGCACAAUCUCAAGUGGCUCAAGGCCCGAGGGCAUAUAGAUAGUGAUGUCGACCUCAAGGAUGCUGUGGGGAUGUUUUUGCACCGCAUGGUCCUCGAUGGACAGUUCGCCUCGUCCCUGUGCCGUGUCCUUGCUCUGUGGAAGGCGUGGGCAGACAACGGAGGCAUGAGGGUGUCGGACCUGUCUGCGUUGCGAGAGUCUCAGGACAUGUUUGCCAGGGCCAGUCUUCUCAUAGCCAUGAUCAAGGAUACAACCACGGCUGUCGAUGGCACCGUGGCCAUGGACUUGCAAGAAUGCAUGAGGAUGUGGAAGACGGUCAGACUGGGCUAA
This is a messenger RNA of Pestalotiopsis fici W106-1, 1710 nucleotides long. RefSeq lists its product as uncharacterized. The transcript has 2 exons. NCBI's taxonomy places the organism in Eukaryota, Fungi, Ascomycota, Sordariomycetes, Amphisphaeriales, Sporocadaceae. The record is from RefSeq and is a predicted model, not a curated record. Bases 1 to 1710 code for a protein of 569 amino acids.